This is a messenger RNA of Daphnia pulex (common water flea), 690 nucleotides long. Its product is annotated as three-prime repair exonuclease 1-like. Gene Ontology annotation, biological process: DNA catabolic process. The record is from RefSeq and is a predicted model, not a curated record. Gene Ontology annotation, cellular component: cytoplasm. NCBI's taxonomy places the organism in Eukaryota, Metazoa, Arthropoda, Branchiopoda, Diplostraca, Daphniidae. The transcript is spliced from 3 exons. Bases 1 to 690 code for a protein of 229 amino acids. Gene Ontology annotation, molecular function: nucleic acid binding; 3'-5'-DNA exonuclease activity.
AUGUCUGUCCCAGAUAUUCCAGCUGUUUGCAUCCAAAGUCUCGUUUUCUUUGAUCUGGAGACCACCGGACUGCCCAGCGACCACCCGGCCAGGAUCACUGAAUUGAAUUUUUGUGGUGUCGAUCGAUCCCAGUUUAUCGGAUGCAUGGCCAAAAAAAUGCCCCGCGUCACCAAUCGUUUAAAUUUGUGCAUUGAUCCAUCCCGUCCGAUUGAUCCGGUGGCGACUGACAUGUCGAAACUUGAUAAUGCCAAUCUCGGCCAGCAGAGCAAAUUUGACGAAAAUGUGUACAACAUCAUCGUCAGUUUCCUUGACAGGCUUCAAAAGCCCAUCUGCUUGAUAGCUCAUAACGGUACGAAAUUCGAUUUCCCCAUCUUUAAUGCUGAAAUUGCUCAACUGGGAAAGGGAUUUCCACAAGAUGUUUACUGCGCAGAUUCUCUAGAAAUAUUCGGGCUAUUGCAAGGCAUUUCUACAGGACCCCCCAAAGCCAAGAAGAUGCGUAAAACGAAGGCUACUUCGCUAAAGCUGAACGAUAUUUAUCAAAGGAUCUACAAGAAGAAGCCGGAGACGCUCCAUGAAGCCGAAGCUGACGUCAAGAUGCUAUUCUUGUCGGCCAUUGCCACCCCGCAAGAAUUUUUAAAUUCGGUUGACCGUAAUGCAGUGCCACUGAAGAAAAUUCCAAAAUGCUGGUAA